Molecule: messenger RNA, 855 nt
Organism: Bufo gargarizans (Asiatic toad)
Lineage: Eukaryota; Metazoa; Chordata; Amphibia; Anura; Bufonidae
Gene: SULT4A1
Product: sulfotransferase family 4A member 1
Exons: 7
Coding region: 1-855 (284 amino acids)
Biological process (GO): sulfation
Cellular component (GO): cytoplasm
Molecular function (GO): sulfotransferase activity
Source: RefSeq, a predicted model, not a curated record
AUGGCAGAGAGUGAGGCAGAGACCCCCAGCACUCCAGUGGAGUUUGAGAGCAAGUACUUUGAAUACAAUGGGAUCAGGUUACCCCCAUUCUGCAGAGGGAAGAUGGAGGAGAUUGCUGACUUCACUGUCAGAAAGAAAGACAUCUGGAUCGUUACAUAUCCCAAAUCAGGAACCAGCUUGUUGCAGGAAAUAGUGUAUUUAGUAAGUCAAGGAGCUGACCCUGAUGAGAUAGGUCUGAUGAACAUUGAUGAGCAGCUGCCUGUCCUUGAGUAUCCACAGCCUGGAUUAGAUAUAAUCAAGGAAUUGACAUCUCCUAGACUUAUAAAAAGUCACCUCCCAUAUCAAUUCCUGCCUACAGACCUGCACAAUGGAGAGUCCAAGGUUAUCUAUAUGGCUCGUAAUCCUAAAGAUCUUGUAGUGUCUUAUUACCAGUUCCACCGCUCUCUGAGGACAAUGAGCUACAGAGGAACCUUCCAGGAAUUCUGCCGGAGAUUCAUGAAUGACAAACUGGGUUAUGGUUCGUGGUUUGAUCAUGUCCAAGAAUUCUGGGAUCACCAUAUGGACUCGAAUGUACUUUUUCUGAAGUAUGAAGAUAUGCACAAAGACCUUGGCACAAUGGUGGAGCAGCUGGUGAGAUUCCUGGGUGUGUCAUAUGAUAAAGCUCAGUUGGAGUCCACUGUAGAACACUGUCACCAGCUCAUUGACCAGUGCUGUAAUGCAGAGGCGCUACCUAUCGGGAGAGGAAGGGUUGGACUGUGGAAAGAUAUAUUCACAGUUUCAAUGAAUGACAAAUUCGACCUGGUGUACAAACAGCGGAUGGGGAAGUCUGAUCUGACAUUUGACUUCAGCUUCUAG